CAUAUGUCUACACUCAGGAGGUGUCUGCUUGCUGAACAGUAGAACACUAAAGGGGAAAGCUGCGGUUUGCUGUGGAAUAAAGCACUUGCUGCGUGAUAAUGGAGUUUCCUCAGCACUCCCAGCAGCUUCUUUCAGCUCUUCGCUCCCAGCGGCAGCGUGGCUUCCUGUGCGACUGCACCGUCAUGGUGGGAUCAUCCCGUUUCCUGGCUCAUCGGGCGGUGCUGGCCUCCUGCUCACCCUUCUUCCACAUGUUUUACUCAGAUUCCCUGAACAGUACCGGUACAAAUGCUUCUGGCAGCUCCGUCACACUUGACAGCGACAUUGUCACGGCGGCUGCCUUUAGCCUUCUCCUGGACUUUGUUUAUGAAGGGGUGCUUCAGCUGGAGAAGUCUCCACCAUUGGAGGAUAUACUAGCAGCGGCAAGCUUCCUGCACAUGAAUGAGGUGGUGAGAGUGUGCAAAAGGAGACUGCAGAGACGAGGGCCCCUGGCUGAAGCAGAUAGCACUCGCUGCGAGGAGAACACUGGGGCAAGGAAGCUAAUAGAACCAGGGAGAGGGGAUGAGAGCGAUGGUGGAACUGAGCCCGUGGUAACCAUGGCAGUAGAUCUCUUGAAUCCCAUCACCAUGACAACAACCCUCUCAUCAGUGUCUGUAAUGGCACUACAGAGUACGUUGGAGUCUGUCAAGUCUGAGCACAGGAAUGAUACAGAUUCAUCAGAGGUACGAGUUCACACUCCCCUGAGUCCUGAUCACGCUGACACCACCCAGCCUGGCAUGGAUGCCUCUCCUCAUCUACUCUGUGGAGGAGAACUGGCGCAAGGAGUCACUUUGGGACAGUCAAUACAGGAGUCGGGAGGUCCCAACAGGUUGAGGGGUGGCAGUCAGGGUGAAGUCUCAGCUCUCUGCAGCCCAUGCAGCACCACUGAGACAUACAGCCACAGCAUAAACCAGCAGCCUUCCUCAUCUUCCAUAGUCUCGGAAGUCCAAGCUGGGUGUUUGUCAGUGGUCAUUCUUCCCCAAUCAGAACCCAAUAACUCCACAGGACUCCAAACAGCCCAUGAGAAAGACACUUCAACAGGACCAUCAGAGUGUGAUCGCAGAGAUACUGCAGGUGGAGAGCAACACACGGUCAGGGUGGCGCAUGCACAAAAUGAGUCAACACUCUCACUGUUACAGCAUUCACGUGCUAGUAUUCCAGUCCAGGGCACAGUCUCACUACAACGUGGAGGCCAGAACUCCUACUUCUCCACGCCUCAGACGUUUCAAAACGUGGCUGCCCCUGAGAGGGACACAGGAAGCGCUUCUUCUCUUCAACAGUUAAGGAGUGAGCACAAUGAAAGUGGCAAUCCAAAAGUCAAAGUGGAGGCCAUUGUUAUUUCUGAUGAGGAACAGGAAGAGGACGAAGAGCCAUGUAAAGCGAGCAGGCCGGUAAUGGAUGUGGACGACGACUUUGAAGAUGACAUUCGAGAUGAGGAGUUGAACACACUGUCCUCCCGCCAAAUGACGUCCGACUACACCUUCCCUGUCUCCCCUUCAUCCUCUUCUUCGCUGGCCGCCUCAUUCCUUCAACCUCCGUCCACCACGCAGCAAUCCUCUGAGCAUCAAGCCACCUUUUCAACAGACUUCCAGGACACCAUGGGGGGAAUUGAGGAUGUCCCGACGUGCUGCGUAUGUGGAAAAACUUUCUCUUGCACGUAUACACUAAGACGCCAUGCCAUCGUGCACACGAGAGAGCGCCCAUACGAGUGUCGCUUCUGCUACCGCAGCUACACACAGUCCGGAGAUCUCUAUCGACAUAUUCGCAAGGCUCACGAUCAGACACUGCCUCCCAAACGCAGCAAAACUGAUAUGGACCAAUAGCUGCAUCCACAACCACCACCACUUAGCUAACAAACAUCUGUCCAUCUUUUUUCAAUCCUAUUAAGCGUCAAGGAAAGGUGAAGGUAAGGAUUGAGCGAGAGGGCGGGCAAUACCGCACUUAAAAAGCCUUCCACACUCACAUUUCCACUGUCUGAAAGGACUAAACUCACCAGCGACACUGCUCACAAACUCUCUAAGUAAACUCUUGGUAAUUCAAGUUCUGAAUCUUGUUAUAACAGCAGGCAAGUUGGUUAGAAACUUCAUCUUGGAGUGUUGUGAGGAAAAUGUAGUUAUCACACUGGAGCAGAAAAGACAAGAGGAAAUAAGUUUAUGACCGUUUCAACCUUUUUCUACUGAUUCAACAUGCUAGUGAUCAGUGAAUGUGCUUUAACUGCUGUGUGAACCGCUGCAGUUGAGUAGUGCUGCAGUCAUUAGCCACGUUUACAUGCUGACUUUUAUUCAUACCGAUUCAAAUAAUUCCGAAUGGAAAUUUCAGAUCAGCUGUUUACAUGUCACUUCAUCUAUUCCGAUCCAGCGUUUACAUGUGUCUGCCUUUAUUCCAAAAGGACGUUUGACAACUGCCGUCUGACAUACGCAGAUUAAUCAAAACAAAGCGUCACGUUGCAAAACAUGGAGAUCGAUCGUCAGAUCAGCUGCUGUUUUAACUUUUCGAGUGGAAACAAAACUUCAGAAUGACACGCCGUUCAUUUAAAAAGUUGUGUGGGCUGGUGGAGGGAUUCAUGGAUAUAAACUUUCCGCCUGACUCCAAUUAGGUGCGCUGUGCGUGUGCUUGGAAGCCAUGUUGCAAGUGACGUUACUUACGUCACCAAGUGACGUCAUCACGUCAGUACGGAGCAUGUGCAGAAAGAACGCAACCAGACACCAUUCCGCUUCCCUGUUUACAUGAUAUAAUUUUACUUCUAAUCGGUUUGGGAAAAGGAAUAUUCCACCCCUGUGAAACGGAAUGAAAUUCCAUUCGGUUUGGGCCUGUUCAUUCCGAAUGAGGUGUUUAUAUGGAACACAUUUAUUCGGUUUGAACAUCUAAACCGAUUGCAAUUGGAAUAUUUGGCUCCAUGUAAACGUGGCUAAUGUCAGCAGAGGAAGAUGCGGUGGAGAGAAGCAUUUCAUCACAAAGAUGAAUAUAAACAGCUGAAACUGAAUGAGUUCAAUUUUAACUCCUUUUCUAUCAAUUACAGUCUGAAUAUUGAAAAGUUUAGAGUCUUCACUUUUUUAGAUUUUAAUCCUGGGAUUUUAAAGACUCAGGAAAUUUUCUAAUUGUGUUUAUUAGUUGACAAUAGAAGCUAAUGUUUAAAAUGUUUGCCGAACAAAGAAGUGGAGGGCCUCAUGCUUGUCUGUACCUCAGGCUUCCAAAUGACAAAAUACAGUAACACCCAUGUAUUGGAGAAAACAUAAAAUUCGCCACCAUAUUGUAAUUUUUUGAAAUGCACUUAUGCAUUAUAACUCACUCUGAACUGGCUGACAUCUGGAAGAUAUGUAAAUGUGAGCCAAUUUGAGCCACCAGAAGCCUUAUUCUAUCGUGUCGUGCAACACAAUGUGAACUCAGAUGCAUUUAGGUUUGUGACUUGAACUAUUUGUGUUGCAUGUAUCCUACUCGGAGAAAAGUGUAUUUUAUAGGUGAUCAGUUUCAGUUAUUGUGCUGUAAAAGCUACUUUUGUUGUCUUAUUGAAUGGGGCUAAUCACCUGUUUCAAGUACUGUGUGGCAUAUUUAGAUGUUUACAGCACAUGAUCUUUCACUUAGUAAUGUUUUAUUUCAACCUUCCCAUGGAUGUGAAGGGUAGUUCAUCAAUUCAGUGUGUCAUGUUUGUAGUUUUAAAUGUCAAUGUGUUGUUCAAUUUUACUGGAUUGAAUGAAUGGUGGUGUCUUUUAUUUUCUCAAUACUCUGUUAUAUGAAAAUGAUUAAUCAAACAGUAUGAACACCGGAUUUUGCCAACAUUGGUCCUCUCCAAGUUGCAUAAUUGUACUCUGUCAGGUCUUGAGUCCAGUGCUCUAAUUAUGCAGCCAAGUAUGCCAGACUAGAAGUUUCAAAAAUGAAAUGAGACAAAGUUUUGGUGAAGGAACAAGUGUUUGCCAAUGGCCUUUAGUUUGUCCUGUCCUCCGCCAAUCUGAAAAACCUUAUAAAUGUUUGUUAAUGUAUCUGUGUGAGUCCUCAUUCCCAUUCACUGAUAAAAAUGAAAACACGGUAGAAUAAUAAUUCUUAUGGUUAACUGAUUAGUCAGCUGGCUAGUGUGUCUACUCUUAUCUCUGGAUAACUUAGAAUAGUCAUGUUUCAAUGCAGUUUUUUUUUUUUUAAUUUUGGUACAAAAUUCUUUACAAAAUACAUAAAA
This is a messenger RNA of Corythoichthys intestinalis (scribbled pipefish), 4204 nucleotides long. RefSeq names its product zinc finger and BTB domain containing 3 (gene zbtb3). Gene Ontology annotation, biological process: regulation of transcription by RNA polymerase II. The coding region runs from base 99 to 1859 and encodes 586 amino acids. The transcript is spliced from 3 exons. Gene Ontology annotation, molecular function: protein binding; DNA-binding transcription factor activity, RNA polymerase II-specific. The record is from RefSeq and is a predicted model, not a curated record. Gene Ontology annotation, cellular component: nucleus. Lineage: Eukaryota; Metazoa; Chordata; Actinopteri; Syngnathiformes; Syngnathidae.